Molecule: messenger RNA, 1867 nt
Organism: Tachysurus vachellii
Lineage: Eukaryota; Metazoa; Chordata; Actinopteri; Siluriformes; Bagridae
Product: annexin A4-like
Exons: 15
Coding region: 152-1582 (476 amino acids)
Biological process (GO): phagocytosis; cytokinetic process
Cellular component (GO): cytoplasm
Molecular function (GO): calcium-dependent phospholipid binding; calcium ion binding
Source: RefSeq, a predicted model, not a curated record
AGGCUGGGUGUGUAAUGACGUCACAAGCGCUCCGGGACACACCCAGUGCGCGUGCGCACAUGCUCCUGUGUGCGUGUGUAAGUGUGCGGGCAAAUCAGUGGCUCACACACACUUCCUACUGCAGCUUCAUUACACUUACUAGCUUGUCAUUAUGAGUUACCCCGGAUAUCCUGGUUACCCCCCUCAGGGUGGUGGAGGUUACCCUCCCCAGCAGCAGCAGGGUGGGUAUCCUGGGUUCCCCCCUCAGGCUGGGGGUUUCCCAGCAGGGGGUGGAUAUCCUCCACAGCAGCCGGGUGGCUAUCCAGGCUAUCCUCCUCAGGGAGGUGGCUACCCCGGGUACCCCCAACCCCCAGGCCAGCCUGGAGGUUACCCCAGCGUACCCCAAGGUGGGGCAGGAUGGGGCGGACAGCCCGGAUUUGGAGCUCCUGGAGGAGGGAUGCCACAGGGGUAUCCGGGUGGUCCAGCACCAGGACAACAACCCAUGCCAAAUUACCCUGGAGCUACCCCUGCCCCAAACCCUUCAUAUCCCAGCAUGCCUGGGUUUGGAGGACCUGGAGUUCCAGCUGGACCUGCUGGACCAGUCGGACCGGCAGGACCAGGAGCACCUCUAGUGCCUGCUGUUAAUCGUGGAUUUCGUGGCACUAUAAAGGACGCCCCCGGUGCUGAUCCUCUCCGAGAUGUUGAGGUUCUCCGUAAAGCCAUGAAGGGCUUUGGCACUGAUGAGAACGCCAUCAUCGAGUUGCUUGGGAAUCGCUCCAAUAGGCAGCGUGUGCCGCUGGUUAAGGCUUACAAGACCACUUAUGGGAAGGAUCUGUUCCAUGAUAUAAAGUCGGAGAUAUCGGGGAACUUUGAGAACCUGGUGUUGGCCAUGUUGAAGAGCCCGGGCCAGUUUGAUGCGUCUGAGCUUCAUGACGCCAUAUCAGGUGCAGGGACAGAUGAGCCAUGUCUGAUAGAGAUUCUGUCAUCUCGCUCUAACAGUGAGAUUCAGGAGAUUAACCGUAUUUAUAAAGCAGAUUACGGCAAGACUCUGGAGGACGCCAUCAUCCAUGACACCUCAGGUCACUUCCGCAGGCUGCUGGUCUCUCUCUGCCAGGGGAACCGAGACGAGAGAGAGAAUGUGGACAUUUCUGUGGCCAAGCAGGACGCUCAGGCUCUUUACUCUGCAGGAGAGAAGAAACUCGGGACGGAUGAGUCUCAGUUCAAUGCUGUUCUGUGUGCACGCAGCAAACCACACCUGAGACAGGUGUUUCAUGAGUACCAGCAGAUGUGUGGAAAGGACAUUGAGAAGAGUAUCUGCAGUGAAAUGCAUGGAGAUCUGGAGAAUGGCAUGGUGGCAGUAGUGAAGUGUAUCAAGAACACACCUGGCUUCUUUGCUGAGAGACUCCACAAGUCUUUGAAGGGGUUGGGCACUAAGGAUCGUACUCUGAUCCGUAUCAUGGUGAGUCGCUCUGAGGUCGACAUGUUGGACAUUAGACAGGAAUAUCAGCGUAACUACGGCAAAUCCCUUUACACCGACAUCUCAGGUGAUGCAUCUGGUGACUACAAGAAGCUGCUGCUGAAGCUGUGUGGUGGAAGUGAUUAGUACAACACACUGAGACACACACACACACACACACACUAAAACUCAUAUUGGAGCUCCUCCAGCCAGUUGUGAGGGUGUUGUGUGUGUGUGUGUGUGUUGUGUUAAAAUCUGUGGUAGGUUUUUCUAUAGAUUAUACUGCAUUUAAAUCAGCUUGUAUCCACAUAGUAAGUCAUGUUACACAGGAAGUACAGAGGAUGUAUAUGUGCCUUUAUAAACAUAUAUAAACGUUACAUUUUAUACCUGUGUGUGUAACUAACAAUCACAAUAAAGUCUGAUGUAGGACUA